Messenger RNA from Owenia fusiformis, 1075 nucleotides. NCBI's taxonomy places the organism in Eukaryota, Metazoa, Annelida, Polychaeta, Sabellida, Oweniidae. The record is from the annotation of a GenBank genome assembly.
CAUUAGUCUGAAGUAUGGCUCUUCCUUGAGACUGAAAUUUACAUGAAGAACAAAGCAGGUCAAUUGGAUUCAGUGAAAACAGUGCAUCACAUAAUACACUGCAGUCACAUGAUGCAGCGUGCACAGAGCAAAUGGUUAUUAUAAAUGAGCUCAACAUCUCAACAACAAGAUUGUGGCCAGAAUUUAUGCGGCACUAGAUGACACACACAUGAUAUACAGCCCACUUUAGAGAACAACAAAAGAACAUUAGAUCUGUGUACUGGUGUAAUAACUCAACUUGGUCUAAUUUAUGUCCAAUAUGAGAACUUUUAGCAAAUUGGAAGUGUUGAUCCUAGAUCAGUAAGAGGACAUAACUUUUACCAUCGGAACAUCAUAUUCAUAAAAGCUCAUAAUACAGAUUAGAUAUCAGACAGGAUUGCUGAUUAACAGUAAGGUCCCUUAAGGAUAAUGGAAAUGAAUUACCUCCGGAAUGACAGCUCUGUGCAUAAAAAUGUUUAUUUCCCAAAGGCCUAUGGGGACAGGCCCAUAGGUAGUAAACAUGACACUGAUGGAUACACCGAUUCGGACGAUCGACCAAGCGCAAUUGGUAUUGGAAUAACAUUUGCAGUGUUGGUCUCCCUUUUCCUCUUGUUCUUCCUGUUUCUGGACCUCAGGAAACCGUUUAACAGAAUAGCCGCCCGGUUCUGCCCAGGCUAUGUUUCACGAAAGGACAGCUAUCAGUCGGUUCAUAGUUAUCUCUCAUUUGGAAGUGAUUCUUUGAAUGGAGAUGUGCCAAGGAGACUUUCAACAUUUCAAACCAUUGAGCGACGUGUUUCAGAAUUUGUCGGCAUCAAAGAAGGGGAUCGUCCUUCUAAUAGACGCUACAGCAAAAUAACAGAUGAUUCUUUGGUAGACUCAAAGAUGCAAAUGAAACAGGAAAAGCGACGCUUCAGUUGCAAUGUAUAAAAUUGAGAUUGCAGUGUUACAAACAGUUGUGCAUUUGUAUUUUUAGGUGGCUUCUUAUAAUUUGCAAAUGCAUAUUAAAGAUGACAGUAUUUAUUUUGAAAGUAUAUGUAUAGACAAAAUGCUUAGAAUU